Diceros bicornis minor is the source of this 951-nucleotide messenger RNA. RefSeq names its product forkhead box R2 (gene FOXR2). The record is from RefSeq and is a predicted model, not a curated record. Gene Ontology annotation, biological process: regulation of DNA-templated transcription. The transcript has a single exon. Gene Ontology annotation, molecular function: DNA-binding transcription factor activity; sequence-specific double-stranded DNA binding. The coding region runs from base 1 to 951 and encodes 316 amino acids. Gene Ontology annotation, cellular component: nucleus. NCBI's taxonomy places the organism in Eukaryota, Metazoa, Chordata, Mammalia, Perissodactyla, Rhinocerotidae.
AUGGACCUAAAACUAAAAAAUCCUAAGUUCUGGUAUAGUCUCCAUGGCCAGGUCCCAGGGCUGAUGGACUGGGACAUGGGGAAUGAGAUAUUCCUGCCCUGCACCACAGACCAAUGCCCCUUAGCUGAGCAGAACUUUGCCAAAUACAGACUCCGAGUAAUGGAACCCCCAAAGGUGCCUCAGGAGAGGAGACCCAAUCUUGACAAAGAUGGUCCUGACUCUGAACCCAACCUGUGGAUGUGGGUGAAUCCCAACAUCGCAUGCUCCCUUGGCAGCCAGGAGGCCCCAAAGCCCAGAAAGAAAAAGGAUCUGACAAGCCUGCUUCCUUUACCUCAGCCACUCCCAAAGGAUAAAGAGUCUAAUUGCUCAGAGCCCACAGUGAUGGAGACUCUGCCAUCCUCCUCCAGUGAGCAAUCUCCCCCACAGAAGCAGCUCACCUCCUCCCCCAGUGACUGGAAGCUCACAGAAGAGGAGACUGAGGAACAAGAUGACAACACCUCUAUGACCCUCCAACCCCCUAACAAAUGGGAGUGCUUCCAGAGCCAGAAACUAUGGCAAGGCAACAGCCAGGAGAGGAGGUCCUGGCCUCGGCCCCCUCUCAACUACAGUCACCUAAUUGCCCUGGCAUUAAGAAACAGCCCCCCUUGUGGCCUCAAUGUGCAAGAGAUCUACAGUUUCACCCGACAGCAUUUCCCCUUUUUCUGGACAGCUCCAGAUGGCUGGAAGAACACCAUCAGCCACAACCUCUGCUUCUUGGGCAGCUUUGAGAAGGCCCCAGUCAGCCUUCAGGACAGGGCCAAUGCAAGGCCACCGUCUGGCCUAUGGAGGCUUACUGAGGAGGGACAUCGCCGCUUUCAGGAGGAGACUCAUGCCUUAGCCUCUGUUCGGAAGGAGAGCAUCCAACAGUGCAUGAGCCAGCCAGAUGUGAUGACCUCCCUCUUUGACCUUUGA